Messenger RNA from Phytophthora sojae, 576 nucleotides. RefSeq lists its product as hypothetical. The coding region runs from base 1 to 576 and encodes 191 amino acids. NCBI's taxonomy places the organism in Eukaryota, Oomycota, Peronosporomycetes, Peronosporales, Peronosporaceae. The transcript is spliced from 3 exons. The record is from RefSeq and is a predicted model, not a curated record.
AUGUCAACGCAAAAGACCACGAAGACAUUGGUGGACAGACUUGAAGAUGUGAUUGGUGGUGCGGCACCGUAUUUCGCUGCUGAUAGCGAUUCAGACAGUGAUAGUGGUAAUGAAACUGAGCGCGAUGAUCUGGUUAUGGGAGAUAAUGAGAGCUUCGUUGAUAGCCCGAUUAAUUUUUCGAGGCCGAGCCAUACCACAGGAAUUAUCACUGGAAUCCGUGUCACCACUGACUCACCAGAUAUAAUAACCUCAAGCUACGGCCGUAUACAAGCCGUCGCCCCCGCCGAGUUUUGUCAAGCAACCCUGGCAGUAUUUCCUGUUCCGAGAGGGAUAUACGGUCUUACGCUAAGUGUUGCCUUAUUGGAUUACAAUGUGGAGGAGACUACGGACAAGCGGCAAAGCUUGUUUCGGUUGCGCAAGAGUGCAUGUGAGGUGCUCAUUGCAACAAAGAGUGACCAUCACCCCCUCGAAGUUGUUGCGAGAACUUAUGAAGGUAGCGAGCCCGUCCGGGAAUGCAUGACUACUGUCACCUUGGUCGGGGCUAUUGGACCAGAUACAAGCCUUCAGGAUCCAUGA